AAGAGUCAUCAUUUUGGCUUCCCUUGUAUGGUAACAUGUGCUGCCGAUUAGUCGCCCAGCCAGCUUGCAUGGCUGAAGAUGCAUUCAAAGGAUUUCUUGAUCAGCAGGUAAUGGUGGAAGGCCUAAUUAUGUGGAAAAGGCUGUACUGUGUGCUGAGAAGUGGCCAACUCUUCUGCUAUUAUACCCCAGAAGAAAUUGAAGCUAAAAUAGAACCCACUUUGGUAGUGCCUUUUAACAAGGAAACCAGAAUCCGCACAGUGGAUAAUGACCCCAAGAAAAGAGCGAAUCGUUUCUUCGUGAUCAACCUCAUGGCUGAUAAGGUGGUGACGCAGACAUUUGCUGCUGAUAGUCUGGAAGAACUUUCCAAGUGGAUGGACGUUUUCAGACAGCAUAUUUUUGACCUCAGCCAAUGGAAGCAUUGUUGUGAAGAACUUAUGAAAAUUGAGAUUAUGUCACCACGGAAACCACCUUUGUUCUUGACAAAAGAGGCGACCUCAGUCUACCAUGAUAUGAGCAUUGAUUCCCCAGUGAAACUUGAGGGUUUAACUGAUAUAAUAAAGAAGAAAAUUGAAGAUACUAAUGGGCAGUUCCUCAUUGGUGAAAAACAACCAUCGCCCCCAUGGGGUGCAUUCUUUGAUGGGACUCAUCAAAUAGUCUUUGAGAAAAAUGUUGAGGUGUCUCCAACAAAUGAACAAUUAAGCAAUAAAGAUGGGAAGAGAAAGAAAAGGCGGGCACCUCUUCCUCCUUCGGAUAAGCCACCAUAUCGUACAAAAGGACAGACAGAGGCAGAUCAGUUGGACAAGGAGAACAUCUGGGAAAAGACCAGCUUCGUGUCUCGCACCUCCUCUUUGGGUACAUCAGUGACCAGACCCAUGGCUUCACCUCAUCAACUGCUUCCCAGUGGAGAUAAUAGUUUAAUUGGUGGUGAGAUCUUGGCCUCUUCGGGCAUGAAACCAGAUGUAGAGCGCCAGCUCCAGGACAGAAAUCCGUCAAAGACGUUCUUGACCAAGAUCUUGGUUGUAAUUCCAGAUGUAGCUCUUCCAGAAUACAUGGCUUAGCAAAAGCCACUGUUGGUUGCUGUUAACCACUGAGACUAUUGUUGCCUCAGAGGCUGUGAGAUGUAUUGCUGCUUAAUGACUGAUAACUAUUCAUAUUGCCAUGGAUAGGGAUUUUUUAUACUAUUAAUUAGGGGAGAAAACUGGUUUGUUUUUUAGGAGGGGGGAAUAUAUUUAUUUUCUAUGCCUAAUUGUCUCCAUGUAGUUUCCACAACAGAAUGAAUGAGUCAGACUCUAAACGUAGUCUUGGAGUCUGGAAGAGUUAACUUGCACCCACCUCAACACCAGGGUGUAAAACUUUGCCCCCAGGGAAAAUAAGAGCUGAAAAAUUGAGGGUUGUUGGAGAGAAUCUCUGGUUCUGUUAUUAAAUAUGUGUCAUAUUCAUCCUGUGAAUUUUAAUGGGAAUCAAAGUUUGUUUUAAUUCAUAUUUCAAAAGUUUUAUUCAAACCACAAAUUGCCGAAUCCACCCAAGAAAGUUUCUUUAAUAUUCUGGAAUUCUCAUCUGACAUUUCACUGGCUCCAGUUCAGUAUUAGUCACCAGUUUAUAGACUUGACCUUUUAAAUUCGUGGGAUAAAUUCUGGAAUCAUAUUGAAUUCUUCAUCUUUAAAAGGAAUUUUUAAUACACUGUUUAAAAUUGUUUCCUUGAUGUGCCCUGUAGCUGUGUUUUACCAUUAAUCCCUGAAAGUCAAAUAUACCCAGUUUUGGCCUACAGAAA
Molecule: messenger RNA, 1771 nt
Organism: Vombatus ursinus (common wombat)
Lineage: Eukaryota; Metazoa; Chordata; Mammalia; Diprotodontia; Vombatidae
Product: rhotekin-2-like
Biological process (GO): positive regulation of cell population proliferation; hemopoiesis
Source: RefSeq, a predicted model, not a curated record